GAAACAGCCUAGGUGACGACAUAGAUUAAUCUCAUUCUGUGGGAGAACUGAAGAUGGCUCUAUUGGUGCACCAAAUAUGUGGCCAGAAAAAUACAUGGGAGUCGGAGUACUGUCGACUCCUGCAUCAUGGUAUAGCAAAAUGGCACCAUCAAGUAAGGCUGAUGAUUUAGUUGCUUAUUUUAAAAGUCACAAUAAAGUGCGCGAACAACAAAGCCACACGGCAAAAGUGCACAGCGUUGGCUGGAGUUGCGAUGGGAAGUAUUUAGCCUCCGGUUCCUUCGAUAAGUGUGUCUGCGUCUUCUCCCUCUGUCCUGAUAGAUUGAAACAAGAAACGACUUUUCGUGGCCACGGUGGAAGCGUAGAUCAACUUUGUUGGCACGCUUUCCAUCCAGAAUUACUCUCGACAGCGAGUGGGGACAAAACUGUCCGAAUAUGGGACACACGAUCUCAAAAAUGCACAGCGAAUAUUGGCACCAGAGGUGAGAAUAUUAACAUUUCCUGGUCACCAGACGGAAAUACGAUAGCUGUGGGCAACAAAGAAGAUCUAGUCACGUUUAUCGAUGCCCGUGUUCUCAAAAUCAGAGCCGAGGAACAAUUCAACUUUGAAGUGAACGAGAUUUCCUGGAAUAAAGACUCUGACACAUUUUACCUCACAAACGGUCAAGGUUGCGUUCACAUUUUAAGUUAUCCGGACCUAGAAUUGCUGCAUGUGAUUAAAGCUCAUCCUGGAACAUGUAUUUGCAUCGAGUUUGACCCCACCGGCCGAUAUUUUGCGACCGGAUCAGCUGACGCCCUCGUGUCUCUCUGGGAUGCUGACGAAUUGUGCUGUUUAAGAACUUUCUCCAGGCUCGAAUGGCCAGUACGGACGAUUUCCUUUUCCUAUGAUGGAAAGCUUCUCGCAGCAGCCUCCGAGGACCUUGUAAUCGACGUUGGUGAGGUCGAAACGGGCGAAAAAGUAACGGAUAUUCCUGUUGAGGCUGCAACAUUUACUGUUGCUUGGCAUCCUAAACAGUAUUUACUGGCAUACGCUUGCGAUGAUAAAGACACGUAUGAUAGAAAAAGAGAUGCUGGGAGUUUAAAAGUGUUUGGUUUUGCUAGUGAUUAAUGAAUAUGUGUGAAUUUGGAGUUCGUCCCCAUAUUACGUAAUGCUUUUAGUAGUGCCGCUUAUCAGUAAUUAUUUAGCACUGAAAAUUAUGCGGCUUAUAGAAUUAAGAGAAUGGACCAUGAAAUGUGAACUAAUUAUAUGAUUUUUCUAUACAUUCUUUUGCUGUUAAACCAAUAAUGUUUUGUAUUUUCUUCCAUCCGAAAAUAUUGUGCCAAAUUCAACCUCGUCGUUUAACAAAUGACUAUGGAAGGGGAGUGGUGGCGAUUGUCAUGGUAAAAAAAAGGUAGAACCAACUGAGUCAACGUCGCGGGCUUAACGUUUAUUAUCCUAUAACAAAUUGAGAAUAGCAUAUACAGUACUCUUCCACUUAUCGCACUAUCACCUACGGCGACUUCCUUUAUUCGCUUUGAUCCCAUUGCCGACACAUGCUUGCUAACGCAUUAAACAAAAUGCUUACACAAAAGAAAAUGUAUUUUUAAAUGUUGACAUUUAAUGUGACCUAUUUAAUAACUUAGAUUCACUUUGUAAACGACUAGGAAUUCUGGAUCGAAGAACAAAACACUUAUUUUGGGAAAGAAAUUUAAAAAAAUAGAUUGCAUUAAAAAAGCAGAGGCCGUCAUCGAUAUUGCAAGAGAUAUCGACACUACUGUUAAUAACAUUUAUAGGUAAGAAUAAAAUAGGAGAAUUCCUAUUUAUAAAUUGAAUUUCAAUUAAUAUAUUUUAAUUUGUUUAUAAUAUAUUUUUAGAAAGAAAAUCGCCUAAUAUUUAUUUUUAGAGUUUAUCAAUUUAUAUUGCAUUUUCUCAAGGAAUGAUCAAACUAAAGAUAAAAUACGAGUUAUUUUAUAUGGAAACACUUACAUGCCUAUCCAGAGUUCGCGAAUUUUUAAUGAUAUUUUCUGAACAAAAUUUUUAACAAACCAGAAAGUUUUCUUUCAGAAUUAGUAUGUAAAAUCAGCAUAACAACCUCUGAAUGUUCUACCAAUUAGGUAUGAGGAUAAAAUACAGGGGAGAAAAAUUUUUUGAUGUGCUGGGGGAAUUCUCCUAAUGCGAAUCCCAGUUCCAGACUUUCGAAAUAGGUGGGAGGGUACUGUAUUAUACUUUUUUAUUUAAAAUAAAGAGGCUCCUACCAUA
Belonocnema kinseyi is the source of this 2236-nucleotide messenger RNA. It is a transcript of the gene tex, whose product is annotated as THO complex subunit 3. The transcript has 3 exons. Gene Ontology annotation, biological process: mRNA export from nucleus. Gene Ontology annotation, cellular component: THO complex part of transcription export complex. NCBI's taxonomy places the organism in Eukaryota, Metazoa, Arthropoda, Insecta, Hymenoptera, Cynipidae. The coding region runs from base 77 to 1105 and encodes 342 amino acids. The record is from RefSeq and is a predicted model, not a curated record. Gene Ontology annotation, molecular function: protein binding.